UUGAAUUUCUCUCUUUGUUUUGAUUUUUAAAUUUUCUUUUUCUCUGUGAUUAAUCAUUAAAUUAAUUGUUUUCUCUUUUAUUCUUUUAAUUUUUUUUAGUAAAAACGUUAAUUAAUCCAUAGAAUAUCCUGACAACAUGGAUAUAAGACGAAUGAAAGACGAUGAAAAGCUGAUUAUAUGUAGAAAAUAUUUCUAUGGUGGAUUUGUGUUUCUACCUUUACUUUGGCUCAUGAAUGCGGUCUGGUUUUUCCAGGAAGCUUUUAUCUCUCAAAGAGAUUAUCCUCAAAAAAAGGAGAUCAAACGUUAUGUCGUAUUAUCAUUUAUCGCUUCUGGAAUUGAAUUAACUCUUCUUCUUGUGUGGAUUAUUUAUUUCCAAAACAAUCGAGCCACAUCGGAUUGGGGUGAUUCAUUAUCCUUUCUUGCUCCAGCCGGUAUUCCAUGAGAGUGUAAUAUUACUCAAAUUACUCUAGAUGAUAUUUUCUAUUUUCAUUUUUCAAGUUGCUAAUCAUCCACAUAGUCUGUCAAUUGUUUCAACGAUUGUUGAAAAAAUAAAGGCGUUUCACCCUUGUGAAUAUAUCUCA
Panonychus citri (citrus red mite) is the source of this 581-nucleotide messenger RNA. It is a transcript of the gene pen-2, whose product is annotated as gamma-secretase subunit pen-2-like. The record is from RefSeq and is a predicted model, not a curated record. The transcript is spliced from 2 exons. Bases 137 to 442 code for a protein of 101 amino acids. NCBI's taxonomy places the organism in Eukaryota, Metazoa, Arthropoda, Arachnida, Trombidiformes, Tetranychidae. Gene Ontology annotation, biological process: Notch receptor processing. Gene Ontology annotation, cellular component: gamma-secretase complex.